AAACCCACUUUCAGUUCCAUGCUAGAAAUUAAGCAUGUCAUUGGCGCUGGAACAGCGCGAAGCCAUCAUCCAGGAAUGUAUAUCCGAACUGAUAAAAGUGCUAACCGGUUUCGAUGAAUCCGAGGAAAACUUCAUCCUGUGCCACCAGUUCGCGCAGGCCACCAUCCGGAACCAUCGGUUCCUCUCGGUGAACAGCCACGAGAUCCGUCGGAAAGCGGAUGGACUGAUGGAAAAUCUGCGGAUAUCGAAUUUGGAUCGGUUCGCCGAUCGAUUCCGUCGAGAAUACGAGGCAUUUCUGGGGGAUCCGGUUUGUGCGGAUCAUUACGUGCACGACAUUCAGUGGUCGGUGCUGUUAUUUCUGAUGACGGUGGCUCACAACCCGUUGGGAGCGAUCCGGGAGCGGAUAAGAAGAGGCUCGCCGGUGCGAAUGGUGGAAGCUGGAGGGCUGGUGAAGAAGGAAUCGAUGCCGGACGACGGAGAAAUGAGGGCGCUGGUGGAGGAACUAAAGGCGGAUAACAUUCAAUGCUCGCGGGAUGACGAUUCGGAGCUCAGUGAGUGGUCUGAUUCGGAACAGGAGGAGGAAGAUGAGAUGAUGGAGAGGAAGGAACAUCUGGAGGAAGUCCAAGGGGAAGGUGCAAAAGAGAUUGUAGUUUACACUAGGGUAUUAUCGCCUCAGCGAGACCUGGGGUACGAGAGUUUCGAUGGAUCAUCGUCGGAGAAGUGGCUGAAGGAGCACGUCCAAUACGGCUGGUGGAAAGACUCGAAGGCCAAAGCGGAAGUCAACAGUACCCAUGAGGGAGCUUCUUUUUGCGAUUACUGGAACCAAACUAUUCUAAAGGCUUCCCAUAGCUUCAUCAAGCCGGAUCCGGUCUCAACCGUGUCGGAAUACUGCUUAAUCCGGGAGAUUCUCUGGAUGUUUACCACUCCAACCAAUUGCAAAUUCUUCCGCAUAGACGACGACCAGAUCUGGAUCAAUCCGAACGUAUCGCUCUCAAGCACCACAGAACGCGGCCUCCACACCUUCCUCAUAAACUUCACCCAGCAAAUGACAAUCGUAUACCGAUUGCGGAACUUUUGCCGUCGAGUAUCGGAAGCAACCAGCCAGCCGAUUCCAGCUCCCUACAGCUUCGAAUGCUACGCGUCCGGAAUUCGCGACUUCCUAGAGCAUUUGGACGCCACCAUUGUCCAUCUUGAAAAACAAGCCAUUGCCCAGGAACCGGAUCGCAUCGUCACCAUCAUAACAUUGUUCCACGAUCUGGAAACGGAGUUCCGUCUACUGACCAACCUGAAUGAUAUCCACCGGUUCUCGGUGCUGGAUUGGACCAAAUUCCCCGCGCACAUCGCGGUGGCCCAUCUUCUGUCCGGACUGUUUCGAAGCGUCAAACUCAGUGGCAGCCGGGAAAAGACCAACCUGGCAUUUGCCCUGCUCCUGUCCACCUUGAAGGGUUACAUGAACAUGAUCGACGUCUGGUGGACCGAGGGCCGGUUGGAUGAUUGGCGGGAGGAGUUCCUGGUGGAGCGAACCUAUGCCGCCGAGGAAGAAGGCGGCCAGAUGACCGGUUAUCGGGCGCGGCUGUUUUCCAAGUGUAAGAAGCGCUCGUUUUACGUGAGUGCGGCCGUUUCGGAAGUGAUUGAGAACGAUGCCAUCAUCCGGCUGUUGAUGCACCACUCGCUGGAGGCCGGAUAUACGUUGAACAUUCUGAACGAUCUGGAUCGGAUCAAUGACUUGAGAAGCGGGCAAGAGUCGGAGGAACCGAUGGUGUACGUGGGAUUUCUGGAAGCGAUUGUGGAGGUGCUGGAAGGCUUUCGGACGGUGCAAGACGAAUCGGAGGACGCCGGAUCUGCGCAGGAUCAAGCGUCGGAAACGCACGCCAUUGAAAGCAUGUUAAAGGACACCGCUUCGUCUUCAAAGCUGCAAAAUCUCCAAAAUCAAAUCAAAGAAAUCUGCGACGAUGAAGUACUGAUGCUGGCGUUGGGCAGCUCCUUACAGCUGGCCUGCACCGAUGACGACGAAGAUGAAGAACCAGAUCUUCCGUCCGAGACUCCCAUAGACUGUUUAACCAAUGCCCACGCACUGUACCGACGGCUGAACUCGAUCUCGGAACAGUUGACGCUUCCCCUGGAACACGUCCUAUUUAGCGCCAUCAAGAAUCUCAUGGAAACGAAACGGCAAGCGGCUAACCACUUCGUGACUACCAUCUACAAGGAGGAGUUCCUGGUUUUGAAUCAUCUGAAGAACAUCCGGAAGGUACUGCUGCUGGAAGCAAGUGAUCUCAUGUACUACUUCUACAGCGAUCUGUUCCGACGGAUCGAGGCCGGCGACAAUUGGGCUAAUCCGUAUUUGCUGACCAUCCAGCUGAAUGACAUACUGGCGUCGCGGUUUACCGACAUGACUUCCCUGUUCACGAUCGAGAUCCUGACGGAGUACAAAAGCGAAACGACCACCGUGGUACUGGAUGCGAUCGAUAAGGUCCGCAUUCUAUACAACCCUAGUCAGGAUUUGAGCAACAUGAUCAACGAGCAGACGAUGGCCAGUUAUAACUGCGUGUUCCGGUUUUUGUUGAAAGUGAAAUGGGCCCUGCACACGUUGGAAUCACUCCGCUAUCCGGAGUGUUACAAGAAGCGGCCUCCGUACGAGGAACCGUGUGUUCUGGAUCUGAACCUGAAACGGCUGGCCAUGCUGAAGUUCUGGAUGAUCUUCACCGUGCAGUGCAUCCACUCGCACCUGAUGACCCACGUUCUGCAGUCGCUGGGGAUGCAGCUGGACGAGCGGUUGGAAGCGGCCGAUAAUCUGAACGACAUGAUCGCCGUCCAUCAGUCGUACAUCAGCACCAUUUACGAGCACAGCUUCCAGACGGAGGAAAGUCAGGUGUUCCGGGAGGGGGUCAUUCGGCUGCUCAACCUGGUGCACAUCGUUCGGGAUGAGUGGAACAGCAACGUGCUGUACACGGAAAUGGACGCCCGCGGAGACAUUGAAGACAACAGCAUGAUCGGGGAUUUCAUCAGCAAUGCGCAGGUAGGCAUGCUGGAGAAGACCUACUGCAAGUGUCACCACCAGCUGGCGGAACAGUUGAACAGGGAUGUGUACAAGAAGCAGAAGGUGCAUCUUACAGCCCUGGCGGACGCUCUGAGUUCCAACGUACCCUACUGAGAAGGCAGUAAAACUUCCGGCUUUCACAAUACAUUCGAGCAACAAUCCCAUUAUGUUUUUACCAAGUUUAUACGCUGCUAAGCACACAAUUCAAUGGAAUCGCUAAGAAAUGCAAUUACAUACCUCA
This is a messenger RNA of Aedes albopictus (Asian tiger mosquito), 3278 nucleotides long. RefSeq names its product gamma-tubulin complex component 5 (gene Grip128). The transcript has 5 exons. Gene Ontology annotation, molecular function: microtubule minus-end binding; gamma-tubulin binding. NCBI's taxonomy places the organism in Eukaryota, Metazoa, Arthropoda, Insecta, Diptera, Culicidae. Gene Ontology annotation, cellular component: gamma-tubulin complex; equatorial microtubule organizing center; spindle pole. The record is from RefSeq and is a predicted model, not a curated record. The coding region runs from base 35 to 3151 and encodes 1038 amino acids. Gene Ontology annotation, biological process: cytoplasmic microtubule organization; spindle assembly; meiotic cell cycle.